AUCGUCAAAUGUCAGUUCGUGUUCCACGCCAUUUUGCAUCUUUACAAUCGAUUUCGCUUUAACAAUUUAACUUUAAAUUGUUUUGUAGUUUUACGUUUAGUUUAUAAUUGUGAGUACACUAUUGGAUGCUGAUAUGUAAAUAAUAUAAAUUAUUUAUUGCAGAUAUAUAAUACAUUUUUUUAAAGUUUGAUAAAAAUGGCAUAUGUGCAAAUUGCUGAAGAUGAAACAAGUGAACCAGUGGAAUUACCGCUCGAAGAGGAUGGAACCCUGCUCUUAUCUACUUUGACCGGACAAUAUCCAGGAGCUUCGGGUUUGAAAUUUCAUAACCCGGGUUCAAAAGCUAUGCGUGGCCUUAGAUUAGCUGAUGGCAGAUUACACCCCCCAACUCAAAGUGGUUGGCCAGACGAAGUUUUCUUCUGCGUCUUUCCAAAAGAAAACAAACGAAAAUCAGAUGAUACUUUAGAAAGUUCAACAGCUAAAACUAAACGCGUGGAAAGUAAGACACGUACAACUGAUUUAGUUGUAUUGGGGAUACCUUGGAAAGUUACUGAGGAUGAGCUGAGAAAGCAUUUUGAAAACUUUGGGGAAGUUCUUAUGGUGCAUGUUAAGAAGGACAAAGCUGGCCAAUCAAAAGGAUUUGGAUUUGUACGAAUGGGCUCAUAUGGUGCUCAAGUUAAAGUUUUAUCUCAGAGGCAUAUGAUUGAUGGUAGAUGGUGCGAUGUCCGAAUUCCCGGCCCCAAGGUUUCUCAGGAAGGCACAGGUAGACUAUUGCCUUCUAAAGUCUUUGUGGGUAGAUGUACCGAAGAAAUGACUGCUGAAGAUAUUCGUGAUUAUUUCUCACAAUUUGGUGAAGUGGUCGAUGUUUACAUUCCCAAGCCAUUCAGAGCAUUCAGUUUUGUUACUUUCCUUGAUCCGGAAGUAGCACAAAGUUUAUGUGGAGAAGAUCACAUUCUCAAUGGUGUGUCUGUUCAUGUGUCGACAGCGGCUCCAAAAUCAGAACUAAAUAAGAUGCAAAACAAUAAAAACAAUAAUGGACAAAUGAAUCAGAAUGGCAGACCUAAUGAUGGCAAUUAUACUGGUAAUGGAAUUGGUCAACCGAUCAAUGUUUUAAAUAGUAAUGAUUCUUACCAAGGACGUGGCAACAUGGAUAUGCCUAACCUGCAAACACUUGGAUUAAAUUCCCAAGGGCAAAAUACCAAUGGGCAAAAUCUUGCCAAUAUGGGUUUAGCAGCGCUUAAUGCCCUUCCCAUGAAUCCUGCUCUUGUUGCAGCAGCCCUUAAUCAAGUUGGAUGGGGAGGUUUACUUGGCAAUCUUCAGCAGCAAUUACCCCCAGGAAAUUCAGGAAAUAAUCAAGGGUUUAGCCCAGGCCCAAUAAAUAACUAUGGUUCACCAGGACCGAACAAUCAACAGCAACCGGGUCAGAACGGUCCAACUAACAAUUAUUUGAACUGGAUGCCACAACAUCCUAAUGGUAGCCAACAGACAUUUUGACUUGGAUUUCGUUACUUGCUGCAUAAAGACUGGACAUAAUUUUUGGCAAUUUUUAUUUGUGGUAUGUGAGUAAAUAUUGGAUGUGAUACUACAAUGUAUAUUGAAUGACUUUAUAUAACAUUUU
Molecule: messenger RNA, 1615 nt
Organism: Ctenocephalides felis (cat flea)
Lineage: Eukaryota; Metazoa; Arthropoda; Insecta; Siphonaptera; Pulicidae
Product: TAR DNA-binding protein 43-like
Biological process (GO): regulation of gene expression
Cellular component (GO): nucleoplasm
Molecular function (GO): RNA binding
Source: RefSeq, a predicted model, not a curated record